AUGUCGGGUCAAACGCUCACGGAUCGGAUCGCCGCUGCUCAGUACAGCGUGACUGGCUCUGCUGUAGCCAGAGCCGUCUGCAAAGCAACCACUCAUGAGGUGAUGGGCCCCAAGAAGAAGCACCUGGACUAUUUGAUCCAGGCUACCAAUGAGACCAAUGUCAAUAUUCCUCAGAUGGCCGACACCCUCUUUGAGCGGGCAACAAACAGUAGCUGGGUGGUGGUAUUUAAAGCUUUAGUGACCACCCACCAUCUCAUGGUGCAUGGAAAUGAGAGAUUUAUUCAGUAUUUGGCCUCUAGAAAUACACUAUUCAACCUCAGCAACUUUCUGGAUAAAAGUGGAUCCCACGGUUAUGAUAUGUCUACGUUCAUAAGGCGUUACAGUAGAUACCUGAAUGAAAAGGCGUUCUCCUACAGACAGAUGGCAUUUGACUUUGCCAGAGUGAAAAAAGGGGCUGACGGUGUAAUGAGGACAAUGGUUCCUGAGAAGCUCCUGAAGAGCAUGCCAAUCCUGCAGGGGCAGAUUGAUGCACUGCUGGAGUUUGAUGUGCAUCCAAAUGAACUAACAAAUGGUGUCAUAAAUGCUGCAUUUAUGCUUCUUUUCAAAGAUCUUAUCAAACUUUUCGCUUGCUACAAUGAUGGAGUCAUUAACUUACUUGAAAAGUUUUUUGAGAUGAAGAAAGGACAGUGUAAGGACGCGCUAGAAAUUUACAAACGAUUUCUAACUAGAAUGACUCGAGUUUCCGAAUUUCUCAAAGUUGCGGAGCAAGUUGGUAUAGAUAAAGGUGACAUUCCUGAUCUCACACAGGCUCCCAGCAGUCUUAUGGAGACCCUUGAACAGCAUCUAAAUACCUUAGAAGGAAAGAAACCUGGAAACAAUGAAGGAUCUGGUGCUCCCUCUCCAUUAAGUAAGUCUUCUCCAGUCACAACUGUUACAUCUCCUAAUUCUACACCAGCUAAAACUAUCGACACAUCCCCACCGGUUGACUUAUUUGCAACAGCAUCUGCAGCUGUCCCAGUCAGUGCUGCUAAGCCAUCGAGCGAUCUCCUUGAUCUUCAGCCAGACUUCUCUGGAGCAACUGGGGGCGCAGCCGCGCCUGUACCACCGUCAUCGGCUGGGGGAGCCACUGCAUGGGGAGACCUUCUGGGAGAGGAUUCCUUGGCAGCACUGUCCUCUGUUCCCUCUGAAGCACCGAUCUCAGACCCAUUUGCACCAGAGCCUCCCCCUCCUACUGCAACCACUGAAACUGCUUCAGCUUCUGCCUCGACCACCACAACUGUGACGGCUAUCACUGCGGAAGUGGAUCUCUUUGGAGAUGCCUUUGCAGCUUCUCCUGGGGAGGCCCCUGCAGCAUCCGAAGGUGCCGCCGCACCAGCUACCCCCACCCCAGUUGCUGCAGCUCUUGAUGCAUGCUCAGGAAAUGACCCUUUUGCCCCAUCUGAAGGUAGUGCAGAGGCUGCGCCCGAGCUGGACCUCUUUGCAAUGAAGCCGCCUGAGACCAGCGCUCCUGUAGUUACCCCUACAGCUAGCACAGCCCCUCCAGUUCCCGCAACUGCUCCUUCUCCUGCUCCCACCGCUGUGGCAACCACUGCUGCCACCAUCACUGCCACCGCAGCUACCACCACUGCCACCACCUCCGCUGCCACCGCUGCCACCACCGCCGCCGCUCCUCCUGCUCUAGAUAUCUUUGGUGAUUUGUUUGAUUCUGCUCCUGAAGUUGCUGCAGCACCUAAGCCAGAUGUGGCUCCUAGCAUAGACCUGUUUGGUACAGAUGCUUUCUCCUCUCCACCAAGAGGGGCCUCUCCGGUGCCUGAGAGUUCUCUCACUGCAGACCUCUUAUCCGUGGACACAUUUGCAGCACCGUCUCCUGCAACCACUGCCUCUCCAGCAAAGGUGGAGUCCUCGGGUGUGCUAGACCUCUUUGGGGAUGCAUUUGGAAGUAGUGCUUCUGAAACCCAACCAGCACCACAGGCUGUUUCUAGUUCAUCAGCAUCGGCAGAUCUACUAGCUGGAUUUGGGGGUUCUUUCAUGGCCCCUUCUACUACACCGGUGACGCCAGCUCAGAAUAACCUGCUGCAACCCAAUUUCGAGGCAGCUUUUGGGACAACACCUUCAACUUCAAGCAGUAGCUCCUUUGAUCCAUCAGUGUUUGAUGGUUUAGGUGAUCUUCUGAUGCCGACCAUGGCACCAUCUGGGCAGCCUGCACCUGUCUCAGUGGUCCCACCCAGUCCUGCAAUGGCAGCCAGCAAAGGCCUUGGAAGUGACCUUGACUCGUCUCUGGCCAGCUUAGUAGGCAAUCUUGGAAUUUCUGGUACCACAACAAAAAAGGGAGAUCUCCAGUGGAAUGCUGGGGAGAAAAAGUUGACUGGUGGAGCCAACUGGCAACCGAAAGUCACUCCAGCCACAUGGUCAGCAGGUGUUCCACCGCAGGGCACUGUUCCUCCAGCCAGCUCAGUUCCUCCGGGUGCCGGGGCCCCAUCUGUUGGGCAACCUGGAGCAGGAUUUGGAAUGCCUCCUGCGGGGACAGGCAUGACCAUGAUGUCUCAGCAGCCAGUCAUGUUUGCACAACCCAUGAUGAGACCACCCUUUGGAGCCGCAGCUGUGCCGGGCACACAGCUUUCUCCAAGCCCUACACCUGCCACUCAGAGUCCCAAGAAACCUCCAGCCAAGGACCCAUUAGCGGAUCUUAACAUCAAGGAUUUCUUGUAA
This is a messenger RNA of Cricetulus griseus (Chinese hamster), 2709 nucleotides long. NCBI's taxonomy places the organism in Eukaryota, Metazoa, Chordata, Mammalia, Rodentia, Cricetidae. The record is from RefSeq and is a predicted model, not a curated record.